Molecule: messenger RNA, 546 nt
Organism: Haemonchus placei
Lineage: Eukaryota; Metazoa; Nematoda; Chromadorea; Rhabditida; Trichostrongylidae
Source: the annotation of a GenBank genome assembly
AUGUUAGUGAAUCGAGGUCCUCCUUUGGGAGAUGACUCGAGUAACUCCAAUGAUGACGAUAUGGGAGAAGAGGCGAGCAAUGGGAAGCAGCAACAGAAGGAUGCAGCAUCUACUCGCGCGGAUUUCCCUAUUCCUCCACAAUGCGGUGUCUACUAUUUUGAGAUCACGAUUGUACGUGGAUUAAAAGGUUGCAUGGGUGUGGGUGUGUGCGGCAAAUCCGUUAAUCUAAACAGAUUACCUGGAUGGGACCGAGACUCUUAUGGAUAUCAUGGUGAUGAUGGAAACUUCUUCUCGUCAUCCGGCAAUGGUGUAUCGUACGGACCGAAAUUCACUUCUGGCGACGUAAUUGGUUGUGGAGUGAAUUUAGUGAACAAGACCAUAUUUUUCACAAAAAACGGUGUGCACUUAGGUAUUGCUUCUCGGGAGUUGACACAUAUUGAUGAUCUUUAUCCGACUAUCGGUCUGCAAACCACUGGAGAAGUUGUGGAUGCGAAUUUCGGCCAGCGGCCGUUCCGUUUCGAUAUACGCCCUGAAAUGGAGGUCUGA